Messenger RNA from Vicugna pacos (alpaca), 3023 nucleotides. RefSeq names its product IKBKB interacting protein (gene IKBIP). NCBI's taxonomy places the organism in Eukaryota, Metazoa, Chordata, Mammalia, Artiodactyla, Camelidae. The record is from RefSeq and is a predicted model, not a curated record.
CGUGUCCCGGCGGCCCGGGAGCCAAGUUCUCUCCAGGUUUGCAUCAUUAAGGCAGAGAACCCGCCUUCCUCAGCUGGAAGAACUAGAAGGAGGGUGGCUGGCGGCUUCUGUGGAGCAGCUAAAUCCGGCAGAGGAGGGGGCUGAUUUCUGGGCGGUGCCAAGUCUGAAAAGGGGCGCGGUCACCGCCGAGGCUUCCUGCAGAGGCGGAGGCAGCCACGUCCCGCUAUCCCAGGGUGAAGAGGCCGCCUUAGGGUUUGUCGUCCUGAGAAUCUCCAGACAUGUCCGAGGUGAAGAGUCGAAAGAAGUCGGGGCUCAAGGGAGCCCCCGCGGAGCCUGGGAAGCGGAGUGAGAGCGGGAAGAACCCCGAGGCUCGGUGCAGUGGAGGCGGGGGCUGGAUGGACCCCCGGAACGGCGUGAGCCUGCUGUCGCUGGGGACGUGCCUGGGCCUGGCCUGGUUUGUAUUUCAGCAGUCAGAAAAGUUUGCGAAAGUGGAAAACCAAUACCAGUUACUAAAGAUGGAAACAAAUGAAUUCCAAGGUCUUCAAAGUAAAAUCAGCUUAAUUUCAGAAAAGCUUGAGUCUACUGAAAGUAUCCUGCAGGAAGCUACAUCAUCCAUGUCUUUGGUGACCCAGUUUGAGCAGGAAGUAUCCAACCUCCAAAGUAUCAUGCAUGACAUUCAAAAUAGUGAAGAGAUGCUCACUCAAAAGAUGCAAAGCCUUAAUGAGAAAUUCCAGAAUGUUACAGAUUUCUGGAAGAGAAGCCUUGAAGAAAUGAAUGUUAAUACAGACAUUUUUAAAUCAGAAUCAAAACAUACACAUUCUCAAGUUACUGCCCAAAUUAACUCAGCUGAACAAGAAAUAAAAUUGCUCACUGAAAGGCUAAAAGAUUUGGAAGAUAGCACCCUAAGAAAUAUUAGAACAGUAAAAAGGCAAGAGGAGGAGGAUCUUCUGCGAGUAGAGGAACAGCUUGGCUCUGACACAAAAGCAGUUGAAAAGUUAGAAGAGGAACAGCAUGCUCUCUUUGCCAAAGAUGAAGACCUGACUAGUAAACUUUCCAGCUACGAACCCAAAGUUGAAGAAUGCAAGACACAUUUGCCAGCAAUUGAAAGUGCUAUUCGCUCAGUUCUCAGAGUCUCUCAGGAUCUGAUAGGGACAGAAAAGAAAAUGGAAGACUUGACUCUUCAGAUGUUUAAUAUGGAAGAUGAUAUGCUGAAAGCAGUAUCUGAAAUAAUGGAGAUGCAGAAAACCCUUGAAGGAAUUCAGUAUGAUAACAGCAUAUUAAAGAUGCAGAAUGAACUGGAUGUUCUUAAAGGAAAAGUUCAUGAUUUUAUAGUAUAUUCAAAUACAAAAGAAAAGGAAACUCUAGAAGACUAUAAUCUAGAAAAUAAAGGAAUUGAUACUGAUUUUUAAGUGCACUACAUUUAUUCUGAUGAACCACAGUAUUAUACUUAAAUAGAUUAGUUCCAUGCUUUUGUGUUAUUUUGAUAUGCCUCACUUUAUCCUACGUUAUUGGAAAAUAAGUGAGAUGUCCACACAAAUGGAUUAUCCAGACGGUCAAAGCUUUUUAAGCAAUAAAACAUUUCAUUUUAACCCUUUUAAAUGUAAAUAUUUCUAAAAUAGGUAUUUCUCUACUUUUUUUAAAGCAGUAUACUUGAUAUUGUCAAUGUUUUUCUAAUAAUCAAUGGGUAUCAUUAUGAAUUUCAUCUGUUAUAUUGGACCCAAAUAUAAUAUCUCUAGGAGCUAUAGAGUAUUUACCUCCCAACUCAGUGACCCUAGUUUGCUACUUUUCAAAUCUUUAUCUAUUUCUUAUACCUUUCUGUCACCUGGAGAGGUGACCCACUCACCUGAUCUUAUUGUCAAGUUGGUUGGUAAUGUGCCCGUGGAGGCCAGUUCUUCAUUUCUUUGCAAUUUACUGCAGGCUAAGAAUCCAGACAACCAAGUUCAUAGGAAUUUUGUCUAAAAUAAAAGAUAAUAUGCCUCAGGGAGAGCCUGGGGUGCUCUGCUAUGAAUUAAUAUGCACUUUUUGAAAACUAUUGAGCCUGGGAAACUUUUACUUUUUGUUAAGGUUCUAAACUGUGUUAUAAAUACUUAUAAGAAAUUUUUAAAAGAGUAAAUAUGUUCUUUUUGGAGGUUUUCCCCUAUGAAUUAAAUGUGUAUGCUUUGACGUGUGAACCUUAGGAAUAUCUUUGUAUACUUGGCCUUUUUUUUUUUUAAGUUCUGUGUUACAGACUCUACAGAGUUUGCUAGGUACAUGAUCUCUAGAUAAGUUAUUCUACAUACAAUAAAAAUACACCAGUAAGCCUGUGCCCUAUUUUAAAUAGGAAAAAGCAGCAUAAUUAGAAAUGAUGUGAUGAUUAUGAGAAUUAAAAAUAUGUUAUUAUUUUAAAGAGUCCCUAAAUUACCCAAUCAAAUUUGUUUUACAUAGUGAUUUUAUUUUAUACAAAAUUAUGUAAUGGAGUCAUGAGGAGUAAGACAUAGACAUACUGAGAUGUGAUUAAAGGGAUCUCUGCCAGAUUUUUACAAUAAUGGUAAUUGGAAAUGUGCAGGUUUAGGGGCACACAGAAGGCUUUUAUUGGUAUACUGAUGUAUGAAGAGUGCCCAGGGUUAGUGUUGGAAACUGAGUUAACUGCAAAUGGAAGCGCUGUUGUUAUCUGUUUCUUCUCGCCAACGACCAACUAUAGUCUCAGUUUUAUAAUGCAGUUUCAGUGGAAUUAAACACAAAGAACUUGAAUUUAGCAGUCAGCUACAAAAGGUAGUUGUGGUCAGGUGGUGGUAUGUAAAUUUGCACGUUUUUUGAAAAAUCCCAAACAAGUUCUACUUUGGGGUUAGGAACGUCUAUGGUAGACACCCGUGGGCCAUAAAAAUAGACCUGAAAGAGUGCCGCUACUGGGGGCACAGCAUUCAUUUCUGGAAUUUUAACAUUAGAUCUUUUGACUUCUGAAUAGCUAAGUUCUUGUCUGUGCACUGACAGAAUUGUAUUUGUUUACCUUUAUUUUCAUGCCAAUAAAAUAAAUUAUAAAGUUA